Molecule: messenger RNA, 963 nt
Organism: Daphnia pulicaria
Lineage: Eukaryota; Metazoa; Arthropoda; Branchiopoda; Diplostraca; Daphniidae
Exons: 2
Coding region: 3-410 (135 amino acids)
Cellular component (GO): membrane
Molecular function (GO): ligand-gated monoatomic ion channel activity
Source: RefSeq, a predicted model, not a curated record
UCAUGUUAGGAGGACAUUUGCUAUCCAGCCGUUUGCCGCUCCGUUUCGUGGCCGGUUCCUGGUGUCUAAUGGCCGUCGUCCUCGUCUACGCUUACACCGGAACGCUCAUCUCCCACAUUUCCUUGUCUAAAUACGAAUCGGUUAUCAACACCUUUGACGAUCUGGCGGCCAGCACAAAAUUCCGCAUUAUCACCCAAAGAGGAAGCCUAUCAGCCGAAAUCAUUUUGAACUCGAAAAUAGAUGCGCUGAAAACCCUCGGCGACUCGCUCAGACAGAAUCCUGAAGAUCUUCUCCUUUCGUUACCCGGAGAAACUGAACAAAUUCUGCUCUCCGGUUGCUGCGCUUACGUCGAAGUUGAUUCAAUUCAUUUCCAUUACAAGAUUGAUAGAAUGGAUUCCACAUUUCUUUGAUUGGCUUUCAUCAGGUCAAGAGACUUGGGGAGAUGCUGGUGUACAAGAGCAUGGCGGAACAUGGCGGCGAAUGCAAAUUGACCUUUGGAAAAGAAUUGGAUUAUUCACAAGUUUGGAGUUUCGGCGUAGCUAAAAACUUUCCUCAUUUAUCCAAAAUUAAUAGAGGGUACAUUACGUCAUUUUGAUGGAAUUAAGACAAAUUUCUCACCGAUCCGACACUUUAACAGGCUCCAAACGAUGCGUGAAACGGGACUCUAUUCUCGAAUUACCCAGCGGUAUUUGAAGCCGAUCGACAAGUGUUUAGCGAGGGAGGCCUACCGACCAAAGAAAAGCCAAUUGACUCUUUACGACAUGACCAGUUCUUUUAUUGUCCUCGGCCUAGGUGGCGGCUUUUCUUUCCUGGUUUUUCUAUUGGAGCUGUUGGUUUCAUCUCGUUUCUUCAGGACGAAAACAUCCGCUGCUCCGGAACCAUCAGUUUCCACGGUGUAGUAACGGUGUAGUAACGGUGUAGUAACUGUGUAGUAACUGUGUAGUAACUGGUUAAUAUUGUAAC